Elephantulus edwardii (Cape elephant shrew) is the source of this 1134-nucleotide messenger RNA. RefSeq names its product TraB domain containing (gene TRABD). Lineage: Eukaryota; Metazoa; Chordata; Mammalia; Macroscelidea; Macroscelididae. Bases 1 to 1134 code for a protein of 377 amino acids. The record is from RefSeq and is a predicted model, not a curated record. The transcript has 9 exons.
AUGGAGGGAGAGGAAGAUGAGCCUCCUCAGGAGGCUGCCACUGAGUCAGUUGCUACAUCGGGGACGGCAGAGUCAAAUGCCAGAGCAGUGUCCAGAGAACCCCAGAAUCUGUCUGACAUGGAUGCCUUCAACCUGCUGCUGGAGGUGAAGCUGAAACGGCGGCGCGAGCGGCCUAGCCUGCCUCGCACUGUGACAGAGCUGGUGGCCGAGGACGGCAGUCGCGUGUACGUGGUGGGCACGGCCCACUUCAGCGAUGACAGCAAGAGGGAUGUUGUCAAGACCAUUCGGGCGGUGCAGCCGGAUGUGGUGGUGGUAGAGCUGUGUCAGUACCGGGUGUCCAUGCUCAAGAUGGAUGAGUGCACGCUGCUGCGAGAGGCCAAGGAGGUCAGCCUGGAGAAGCUCCAGCAAGCCGUCCGGCAGAACGGGGUCAUGUCUGGACUCAUGCAGAUGCUUCUGCUGAAGGUGUCCGCCCACAUUACGGAGCAGCUGGGCAUGGCUCCCGGCGGAGAGUUCCGAGAGGCCUUCAAGGAGGCCAGCAAGGUGCCUUUCUGCAAGUUCCACCUGGGUGACCGGCCCAUCCCUGUCACCUUCAAGCGGGCCAUUGCAGCACUGUCCUUCUGGCAGAAGGUCAAGCUGGCCUGGGGCCUCUGCUUCCUGUCAGACCCCAUCAGCAAGGACGACGUGGAGAAGUGCAAGCAGAAGGACUUGCUGGAGCAGAUGAUGGCUGAGAUGAUCGGGGAGUUCCCCGACCUGCACCGGACCAUUGUCUCUGAGCGAGAUAUCUACCUGACAUACAUGCUGCGCCAGGCUGCCCGGCGCCUGGAGCUGCCCCGGGCCUCGGAGGCUGAGCCCAGGAAGUGCGUCCCAUCAGUGGUCGUGGGUGUAGUGGGCAUGGGCCAUGUGCCUGGCAUCGAGAAGAACUGGAGCACGGAGCUUAAUAUCCAAGAGAUCAUGACCGUGCCGCCACCCUCCUUCUCCAGCCGAGUGGCCCGGGUGGUGGUCAAAGCGACUUUCUUCGGCCUGGUGGGCUACAGCCUCUACUGGCUGGGCCGCCGCACAGCAAGCCUGGCCCUCACACUGCCUGGGGCUCAGAACUGUCUUCAGAGAGUGUCCACCAUGUUAUCCAUGAAGUAG